CCUACUAACUUUGCAACAUAACAAGGCAAUCAAGCCUCUCUGUCCACCUGAUCCAUGAUGACCAUGACUGAAUUAACAGGAAUGUUGCCAUCAUUUGAGAAUAUUGAAUUGAUGCAGCAGGACAAACUCCAGCUGAAUCGAGUGGUGUCUCAUAAAAAGCGCUGCGACCUCACCUCCUGGAUCAAGGAGAACAUCGACAAAAAAGAAUGCUGCCUCUUUGAGAAAGAUGUCAGAGAGGAUGUCUGCAGGUGUGGAUAUUCAAAGAUUGAACAUGUGGGUGAAGCCAUCAAGCCAGAAGACUUCACAGGCGAGUCUUGGGACAGACACAGACAUAUCCAUGAAGUUCCCACUGAUGCUUUCGGAGACAUUAGCUUGGGUGGUUUGGGGCAGAAAACGGGCAAGUAUGCACGAGUGUCCACAGACACUAGCCCAGAAAUCCUGUACCAGUUACUGACUGAACAAUGGAAGCUCUCCCCUCCCAACCUGCUGAUCUCAGUGACCGGAGGUGCCAAAAACUUUAACCUGAAGGCUCGAAUCAAGAACAUGUUCCACAGAGGUCUCAUCAAAGUGGCCCAGACAACAGGUGCAUGGAUCAUCACUGGUGGUACACACGCAGGUGUGAUGAAGCAUGUAGGGCAGGCUGUGAGGGACAACGCCCUGAGCGGCUCCAUUCAUGGCCAGAUUGUGGCUAUUGGAGUGGCAACAUGGGGAAUGAUUCACAAUAAGGAAGCUUUGGUGCAUCCAGAGGGUUGUUUUCCAGCACAUUACCUGAUGGACAUUAAGGGCCAGGGCCGACUCUCCUGCCUCGACAACAACCACACCCACUUCCUGCUGGUGGACGAUGGCACCCACGGAAACUACGGUGUGGAGAUUGAGCUGCGUAGCCGUCUGGAGGAAUUCAUUUCAAGAAAGAGUCUUGGAAACAAAGAGAGUGGAGUGACCAUCCCUGUGGUGUGUGUAGUUUUAGAUGGAGGACCAGGCACCCUGAAUACAAUCUAUAAUGCCAUGUUGUGUGGGACACCAUGUGUGAUCUUGGAGGGCUCUGGGAGAAUAGCAGAUGUGAUCGCCCAGGCGGCAGGACUACCAUUGAGCCGGGUGACUAUCGACCAUAUCCACCGGCUGGUGAAGAGGUUCUUUGGACAAGAGUAUCAAAACUUCUCAGUCCUUGAGAUCAAAGAGUGGACCAAAAAGAUUCAGGACAUCAUCAGCAUGCCUCACCUGCUGACGAUCUUCAGAAUCAGUGAGGACGAUCACGGGGAUGUAGACGUGGCUAUUCUACAAGCGCUACUCAAAGCUUCGAGGAUCAGUGAGUCUCUGGGAAUUGAGUGCUGGAAGAGGCAGCUGGAGCUGGCUAUAGCCUGGAACCGAGUGGACAUAGCAGAGACGGAGAUCUUCACUGAGGAGAGCCAGUGGAAAUCCAGUGACCUUCACUGGGCCAUGUUCUCGGCCCUGGUGGGCAACAAGCCUCAGUUUGUGAGUCUGCUGCUGGAGAACGGUGUGAGUCUGAGAGAUUUCCUGCAGGACGAGGAAACCCUGUGCGAGCUCUACAAACAGAUGCCCGGCUGCUUCUUUCUGCGCAAGUUGGCCAAGCGGGUGGACAGAGCACGCCGCAGCAAGAGGCAAGAAGAGACCAUCUCCAUGACUCAUGUGUCUGAGGAGGUGUGCCACCUGCUGGGCAGCUUCACCCAGCCCAUCUACCCCCCUUCCACCAGGACGUGCAACUUUAAUAUGACUAUGGAGGACACAUCUGCAUCACUGUCUAAAUCUCAGGCAGGUUCAGAGUCUCCACAUGAUGAACCUCAGAGGGACUACGGCAGAGAUCUUUUCCUCUGGGCUGUCGUCCAAAACAACAAAGAUCUUGCGGAAAUUGCCUGGGAGCAGUGUAGAGACUGCAUGUCCGCUGCUCUGGCUGCCACUAUGAUCCUGAAGAAAAUGGCAGAGGAGGGCAGCGAUGCAGACGAGGCAGAGGUCAUGCAUGAACUUGCUAAUCACUAUGAGAAACAAGCCAUAGGUGUGUUCAGUGAGUGCAAUAACAAUGAUGAAGAGCGGGCUCAGAAGUUGUUGGUUCGUGCGUCACCAUACUGGGGAAGGACAACAUGCCUAAGACUGGCACUGGAGGCAGAUGAUAAAAGCUUUGUAGCUCAGUCAGGAGUUCAGGCUCUUCUGACUCAGAUCUGGUGUGGCGAGCUCUCAGUGGUUAACCCUGUGUGGAGAGUGCUCAUCUGCAUGGUCUUCUUCCCACUGAUCUACACUAGAUUUCUUGUUUUCAGAUGUGAUGAAGUUAUUCAGAGAGAAACUGAGAAGAAUGAAGAGAUCAAGACAGUGGAGAACGUGAUAGGAAAUGUUCUCCGAACAAAAACUCGUCGUCUUGAUGCAGCCAGACUGCAGCGCCUGAAGAUCCUGGGCAGCUGGUCCAAACUGGUCUGCCUGUACAGCUCUCCUCAGGUCAAGUUUUACUGGAACAUUGUGUCUUAUUUCGCCUUCCUCUUCCUGUUUGCUGUGGUGCUGAUGAUCGACUUCCAGGAAACGCCCUCUCCCGCUGAGCUGCUGCUGUACGUCUGGCUGCUCUCUCUGGUGUGUGAGGAGGUCAGACAGUUGUUUCAUGAUCCUGAUGGCUUUGGAUUUCGUAAAAAAGCCAGGAUGUACAUAAAUGAUGUGUGGAAUAUUUUAGACGUUCUGUCCAUCCUCCUCUUCAUUGUCGGCCUUGCGUUUAGGUUAACCACUAAACUUUUCUAUGCGGGCAAAGUUGUCCUCUGCAUCGACUUUGUUGUGUUCUGCCUUUGUCUCAUGGCCAUUUUCACCAUCAGCAAGACCCUGGGACCCAAGAUCAUCAUCGUCAAGAGGAUGAUGAUGGAUAUGUUCUUCUUCAUGUUCCUGCUGAGUAUCUGGGUGGUGGCAUACGGUGUAGCCAAACAAGGAAUCCUUAUCGACAAUGACAGCCGGCUGGACUGGAUCGUCCGCGGUGCAGUUUAUGAGCCGUACCUUAUCAUAUUUGGAGAUUUCCCCACCAAUAUUGAUUAUGCUGCGUUUGAUAUUGACACCUGCAGCAUGAAUGGCACCGAUCCUCUGAAGCCCAAAUGUCCUAUCCUUAAUGAAAACCAAAUGCCAGCCUACCCUGAAUGGCUCACCAUCAUCAUGCUUUGUGUUUACCUUCUCUUUGCCAACAUACUGCUGCUCAACCUACUCAUAGCGAUCUUCAACUUUACGUUCCAGGAAGUUCAGGACAACACAGACACAAUCUGGAAGUUUCAAAGAUACGAGCUGAUAAAGGAGUACCACAGCCUCCCUGCUGUCCCUCCUCCUCUCAUCAUCUUCAGCCAUCUCUACCUCUUCAUCAGGCUCUUGUUGAUGCGUCGGCCCCCCGUCAUAUGCAAAGAGUUUAAGAAUGAGCUUCCUCAGAUAGAGGAGGAGGAGCUGCUGUCCUGGGAGGCGUUGAUGAAGGACCGAUACCUGCUCUCUACACAACAGGAGCAGAGUCAGAGCAUGGAGCGGCGCAUCCUGGACAUGGCCCAAAAGGUUACCACCAUGAACGAUCGACUCGAGAGGGAAGAGGAGACGAGCUCUGCUGCCAUGGCGACAAGACUGGCUCGACUAGAGGAGCAGGUUGUCCAGUCAGCCAAAGCCCUGCAGUGGAUUAUGGACAGUCUGAAAUCUCAGGGUUUUGCCUCCAAAGAACCACCAUCGCUAACCACAGCAGACGAGUCCCCCGACACUUUGAGGAGCACAGCUGAGAAAGAGGACAGGUUCCAUGUGUAGCCGAUAUUAGCAGCCAGGUUUUACGACCUCUCUUCCUGCAGGACUCAGGACUGUGGAUUAACAUCUGGGUUAUUUUUUUACCAAGAAACAAAGGAACUGAUCAAUGACUUAAGUCUCCCCCUCAGACAGGCUCUGGAAGACAGGAUAUUAUAAACUUUUACAACGCCUGGAGUAAACAACCAAGCGGAAACAGAACACUCUGCUAUCUACGAAUUGACUCCAAAGACAUCAACUAUGACCGAAACCAGUCUCUGCAAAGUCGUUAAAAUUGACCAUCUGUUGAACUACUGCUGAAGGACUGAUUAAACCACAGCGUUCAAUUCUG
Messenger RNA from Labrus mixtus (cuckoo wrasse), 4081 nucleotides. RefSeq names its product transient receptor potential cation channel subfamily M member 2-like. Gene Ontology annotation, biological process: calcium ion transmembrane transport. Gene Ontology annotation, cellular component: membrane. Bases 55 to 3756 code for a protein of 1233 amino acids. Lineage: Eukaryota; Metazoa; Chordata; Actinopteri; Labriformes; Labridae. The record is from RefSeq and is a predicted model, not a curated record. Gene Ontology annotation, molecular function: ligand-gated calcium channel activity. The transcript is spliced from 27 exons.